Cynoglossus semilaevis (tongue sole) is the source of this 3116-nucleotide messenger RNA. Its product is annotated as extensin-2-like. The transcript is spliced from 10 exons. NCBI's taxonomy places the organism in Eukaryota, Metazoa, Chordata, Actinopteri, Pleuronectiformes, Cynoglossidae. Bases 12 to 3116 code for a protein of 1034 amino acids. The record is from RefSeq and is a predicted model, not a curated record.
CAGGAAACUUUAUGAAACUUCAAAUCAAUGAUGACGCUUCUUCCGCUGGAUCCCACUUCUUUGUGGACAGGGGAAAUCAACUGUCUCCUCUACCUUUGUCUAACCUGCCACCGAGUUGUGGAUACGUGGUCACCUCCUCGAGGAGGGACUUUGUCUUGACUGCACCUUACGACGGCUGCUUUGUUUCUCUUCAGGAGGACUGUUAUGUUCUCCCCCUGCGUUGGUGUGGACUCCCCGUGAAGAUGACAUGCCCUAUAAUGAAACCAUCUUCAUCUACCCCACCAAUGGUCUCCUGUCACUCAGAGGGCAUGGUUGUAAAAACAGAAUGGACGGUCCCUGUUGCUAAGAUUCAAGUAAAAGUGAGUGGUCUCUGGGAGCCCCUGAUGAAGGCCUCAUCCAAAUGUGGGUUUAGUGUAGUUGUGCAUCCUCAGGGUGUAGUCAUCUCUGCUUAUUUUCUACCAUGUCUGGAAAAGAAGGAUGAAAUGUACAUACUUGAACUAUCCGGAGAGGGGGAAAUUAAAAUAUCCUGUCCUUCAAUGUCUGCCACCCAACCCACAAAAGAUCCUUCAAAAGUUCCAGAAAGGCAACCUGAAAUGCAGAGCCAACGGACACAACAUUUCAUCCUGCCGCAGAUCCCACAGAGUCCCAUCCAGCCCCAAAUUUCACAACCGUAUUUACCAGUUAACCAGGGACAAGGUUUACCUCAGAUCCCGGAAGUGCCCCAACUGAAACCAAAGUGGCCAAAGGGUAUUGAGCCACCUCAGCCUUCUCACUAUUCUCAAAACCCCUAUUUCUUUUACCCUGUUCAAAACAAUAAACUUGUACCUACUACACAGCCACGUACUUCUCCUUUAAUUUGGUCAACUAAAAGCAAACAACCGAAGGUACCACUGACUCCUCAAGGACAGGUGCCAUAUUUCCCAAAUGCCUGGCUUCCCCAACUAGGACAAUUAACAGAAACCAGAUCUUCAGUUCAAGCCCCAGCCCCCAAACCAGUAAAUGGUGAAAUAGGGAAACCUUUUUACUACCAACCUUUUUAUAAGCAACCAAAACGUGAUUCUUUUGUACAGAGUCCUGAACUAAAACCUCCCCCUACAGUAGCCCCAUCUACUCAAACUGAGGGCCAAAGACAACAGUUUUACCCUUUCACCUACAAGCCUCAACAACCCAAGUCUGACAUUUCUCCGAAACAGCCAACCAGACUAAUUGACCAGCCUCCUUACCAAUUUCCAUUCUGGCUUUUUUGCCCCUUCCCAUCAGCGUUGCCACCUACACAGCAAAUUCCUAUCUUGGAUCCCAAGGGUCAAGAAAGGCAACCUCCAACCAGCCUCCACUCUCAACUACAGCCUGGUGAGAAGCCAAUCGCCGUACCACUUCCAUCACAGCUGGGUACAGCUGAAGGCCAGGUACCCCAGUUUCCCUCCUCCUACUGUCCCCAGCCAAACAUACCAGGACGACCUGACCCACAACCACCCCAGCCUGAUGCCACUCAAGGCCAGGUACCAUAUCACCCGUACUUCUUCUGUCCUCAGCCAAGCAUACCAGAGAUGCCUGCCCCACAACCAGCAAAGCCUGAUGCCAGUAAGGAACAAGUGCCACAGUAUCCCUAUUUCUACCCCCUGCCAAACAUACCUGAAAAACCAACUCCUGCCCAACCACCACAACCUGAUGCCACUGAAGGCCAGGUACCCCAGUUUCCCUACUACUACUGUCCCCAGCCAAACAUACCAGGAAGACCUGACCCACAACCACCCCAGCCUGAUGCCACUCAAGGCCAGGUACCAUAUCACCCGUACUUCUUCUGUCCUCAGCCAAGCAUACCAGAGAUGCCUGCCCCACAACCAUCAAAGCCUGAUGCCACUAAGGAACAGGUACCACAGUACCCCUAUUUCUACUCUCUGCCAAACAUACCUCAAAAACCAACUCCUGCCCCACAACCACCAAAGCCCGAUGCCACCAAGGAACAGGUACCACAGUUCCCUUAUUUCUACCCUCUGCCAAACAUACCUCAAAAACCAACUCCUGCCCCACAACCAUCAAAGCCUGAUGCCACUAAGGAACAGGUACCACACCACCCCUAUUUCUACUCUCUGCCAAACAUACCUCAAAAACCAACUCCUGCCCCACAACUACCAAAGCCCGAUGCCACUAAGGAACAGGUACCACAGCACCCCUAUUUCUACCCACGGCCAAACAUUCCUGAAAAAUCAACUCCUGCCCCACAACCCGAUGCCACUAAGGAACAGGUACCACAGUUCCCCUAUUUCUACCCACGGCCAAACAUUCCUGAAAAAUCAACUCCUGCCCCACAACCCGAUGCCACUAAGGAACAGGUACCACAGUAUCCCUAUUUCUACCCUCUGCCAAACAUUCCUGAAAAACCAACCCCUGCCCCACAACCUGAUGCCACUCAGGAACAGGUACCACAGUUCCCUUGUUUCUGCCCACGACCAAACAUACCUGAAAAACCAACUCCUGCCCCGCAACCUGAUGCCACUAAGGAACAGGUACCCCAGUUCCCUUAUUUCUACCCACGCCCUAACAUACCUGAAAAACCAACUCCUCCCCCGCAACCUGAUGCCACUAAGGAACAGGCACCACAGUUCCUCUAUUUCUACCCACGGCCAAACAUUCCUGAAAACUCAACUCCUGCCCCACAACCCGAUGCGACUAAGGAACAGGUACCACAGUAUCCCUAUUUCUACCCUCUGCCAAACAUUCCUGAAAAACCAACUCCUGCCCCACAACCUGAUGCAAGUAAGGAACAGGGUGAUCAAGCAUCUGUAAACCUGUCCCAACACCUUGUAAGGGAUCCAAAGAAGCCCAUGCAGAAGACCAUUAAAUCCAAUCCUGAAUCAAAGGGUUCUGGCAGAAGUCUCGGCAGCUUCAGUGAAGACGCUCUGCCUUCAGGACCCCUCUCUUAUAUACCCCAACCCUGGCACACCGAGAGGCUGGGAAAACAAUCCAGUUCUUUACCCGCCGAUGGUAAAGACACACGUGGAGGCCCAUUACUUCUGAAGUGUCCAACCAAAGGAAUCCACUCCAUCAAUCUGGAAAAGGAUUUCAAUGAUGGCGAAUGGCAGGAAGGCCUGUAUGUGCUCAACGGGAGGCAGUAA